AUGGCAGAACCACUUAUUGGUAUGGGUGCCCCAUAUUAUCGUGACUACCACGCCGUUGAACAGUGGAUAGCGGCGAAUUGCAACCAAGCGACAGAUUUGACUGCCACUGGUGCAUCUGAACUUCCCAUAAUCGACCCAGCUCUCAAAUUGGAUUUCAAUUUUAGCACCUGGUAUGGUUAG
Messenger RNA from Penicillium crustosum, 180 nucleotides. RefSeq lists its product as uncharacterized. NCBI's taxonomy places the organism in Eukaryota, Fungi, Ascomycota, Eurotiomycetes, Eurotiales, Aspergillaceae. The transcript has a single exon. The record is from RefSeq and is a predicted model, not a curated record. Bases 1 to 180 code for a protein of 59 amino acids.